GACCUCUUAAUGCCGGUAUUUAUCCUAGUUGUCAACAUAAUAAUUAUUCUUAAAUCACCGAUCGUGAAAUCGAACUAAAACAGCAAAUCGUCGGUACCAUAAAUCUCAACCAAAGCCUCUGCUGUGAAUAACCGAAAGUAAUCGGGAAUUCAACAGCGAUCUGACAAAUAUGCACAAAACGGCGCAAGCAUGGUUCACCGGUGGUCCGAGCCAGAAGAACAGCGAUCUGACAAACCAACCACCUUCUCUUCUUGCUGAUUGGAACGCUUACGCUGCAUCUUCACAGUCUAAUCAAGAUCUAGAUUCUUCUGGUCUCGGUUUCGAUCUCGAAGCUGCUGUUCGAGAUAAGGUUUCCGGCACCUUUAACGUAGUUUCAAAGGGAGUGAGGGACAUACCUGGAAACUUGCAAUCUGCAACAAGCAAUGUCCCAACUGGAAAAUCUCUUAUGACAUUUGGAAUCCUUCUUGCCAUUGGGGUGUUCCUUGUGUUCAUUGCCGUCACUGUGUUUCUACCGGUCAUGGUGCUCGUGCCUCAGAAGUUUGCUAUAUGUUUCACUAUCGGUUGUGCCCUCAUAAUCGCUUCGUUUUUUGCUCUCAAAGGAUAUAGAACCCAGUUCGCGCAUAUGACAUCUAAAGAGAGACUCCCUAUUACGUUAGGCUUUGUCGGCAGCAUGGUGGGCACCAUUUACGUUUCAAUGGUGCUUCACAGUUACGUUCUUUCUGUAUUCUUCUCUAUGUUACAGGUCAUUUCAUUGUCAUACUAUGCAAUUUCCUACUUUCCGGGAGGAUCGGCUGGCGUGAAAUUCUUCACCUCUGCUAUCACUUCUUCAAUUCUUAGAUGCUUUGGGAGGUGAUGUUUGAUUGUUUGCUACCGCCUGAUGUUUAUAAGUGGCGUGAAAUUCUUCACCUCUGCUAUGAGUAAACGUCCCUUUCUAUAUGACGUGCGGUGUUAAAUGAAACUUCCAUUCUUUUGUGCUGUACCUUUUACCGUGCACAAAUAGAUGUUACAUUGUAGCCAGAUUUGAACCUUACUCAUAAACGACACAAUUCUCAAGUACAUGAAUACAAUGACACUGAAAAAAACUGUUCAAAGUACUGGUCCAGGUUCGAUAUAGCUCGUUUUAAAGGACGAAUUUUGAGUAUUGCUUGUUUUCAAUUCAUUGUUUUAUGCUUGUAUAAUUUGGAGAUUAUAUUGAUUAUAAAAUGUGUUGAAUUUUGGAUA
Messenger RNA from Helianthus annuus (common sunflower), 1221 nucleotides. RefSeq names its product protein transport protein SFT2. NCBI's taxonomy places the organism in Eukaryota, Viridiplantae, Streptophyta, Magnoliopsida, Asterales, Asteraceae. The coding region runs from base 170 to 853 and encodes 227 amino acids. Gene Ontology annotation, cellular component: membrane. The record is from RefSeq and is a predicted model, not a curated record. Gene Ontology annotation, biological process: vesicle-mediated transport. The transcript is spliced from 4 exons.